Messenger RNA from Puccinia graminis f. sp. tritici CRL 75-36-700-3, 648 nucleotides. RefSeq lists its product as uncharacterized. The transcript is spliced from 3 exons. Bases 1 to 648 code for a protein of 215 amino acids. The record is from RefSeq and is a predicted model, not a curated record. NCBI's taxonomy places the organism in Eukaryota, Fungi, Basidiomycota, Pucciniomycetes, Pucciniales, Pucciniaceae.
AUGGCUUGCGAAGGAUCUGCGCUCACUGUUGCUGAACAAGGCAGUAUUGCUGAUCAAGACAAACAUGACGAGCUUGGAAGCGAACCGGAAUCUGACAACAACGCAACUUUACGCGGUGAUUAUGACAUUGAAGACGAGGACAUCGGAUUGCUUGGUAGCAACGGCAAGAUGUUCAGCCGCAAGGACGCUAUCGACAACGAUGCAGUGGGAUCGCUUGCAAGCAACGGAGAAGUCACACUAGGUAGUCAAGAUACGGUGGAAAAUGACAAAAACAAGAUGGAAAGCAACGCUAGCAUCCAUAGUGGAGAAGCAGAGGACGCUACCGACCACGAGGAAAUGAGAUCGCUCAGAAGCAACAGAGAAGUUACACUGGGCAGUCAAGAUACGGUAGAAACUGACAAAGACGAGAUGGAAAGCAAUGAAAGCAUCUGUGGCGGAGAAGAAGAAGGUUUGGUUGGAAGUGAAGGAGAUGUUACUCUGGGAAGUGAGGAUACUCUCACAACCAAAGACAAAGAUAUUGAAGAAAGUGAUGAAGAGGAUCAAUUAAGUGCUAUAUUGACAACCUAUUUAAAUAUUGUAUCUGUGUGGCUUUUCUACAACUGUACUUCUGGAGGUGCAAUUCUGUGUUUAUGUUAUGAUCUCUGGUAA